AUGCCCCCAAAACUGACGAUUACUGGUAUUCCAGCCAGCUUCCAGUCCUUCUGGAAUUCGGAUUCAAAUUUAAAUAGGGGCGAUAGCCCCCUUAUUCGAGCAACCCCUCCAGUUGAUGUCUUUCCCCUUGACGAUGAUAGCGAUAUUUACGAUGGCGACGACUACAGCUUACCUACCCCUACCUCAACCAACAGAGAUUCGAAUAUUCAAGGAAGACCGAAGAAGCGGCAAAGGCAAGGGGAAGAGGAGGAUACAAUACAAGGAAAGGGUCGGAUCUUGAGUCCAGAAGACUAUAUCAUACUGUUGAAAAUCUGCCUACGGAUGGGACCUACCUAUCGAUCAACAGAGGCAGUACCGUUCUUCAAUAACGUUACUGCUGAUUGGCAAAGUGAGACAGGGAAAGUCCACGGCACUCUUCGCUGGGUGCUACAGCGGAGGAUCAAUAUAGGACAGAAAUAUCUUGAGAAUCUUGGGACAGGCGAGCAGGACGGCCAAACUGAGACUCAGUUAUACGAGGACAGUUGGAUUGAAGUCCUUGAGGCUGAUGCAGUUGUCAUACGCCAGCGAAAGGAAUAUCGAGGCAAUAUUGACAAGUGGGGUAUUAACCCACCACUACCGUCACCUCAGAAUACCCUUCCUGCGCUCCAGGGACAGCAAUUAGUGGGCAGUGAGGAGUUAGACGAUGUCAUCGUUAUUGAAGAUGACGACAGUCCUGCUCUAUCGCCAAUUCCAUCUCCAUACCGAGCUUCUCCUUCACCACACUUAUCCUCUUCUUCUCAGUGUCCUAAGAAUUGCCACCUACUUGCUCUAGAAGAACAAGAAGAUCAUCUUAUGACGAUGGUAGAAGGGCUUGUAGAAGUAGCUGCUUCAACUGCUGCUUCAACUGCUGCUUCCUCAACUGCGUAUUUAGAUCCAGCAGUAUUACAGGAGCAGUUAGAAGCCUGUCUUAAGGCGCAAGAAGAGCAGCUUCAAGCUGCAAUAGCUAUGCAGCUUGAGGAUCUUUGA
Messenger RNA from Pseudogymnoascus destructans, 1005 nucleotides. RefSeq lists its product as uncharacterized. NCBI's taxonomy places the organism in Eukaryota, Fungi, Ascomycota, Leotiomycetes, Thelebolales, Thelebolaceae. The record is from RefSeq and is a predicted model, not a curated record. The transcript is spliced from 2 exons. The coding region runs from base 1 to 1005 and encodes 334 amino acids.